AUGACCAAGUUCAGCCUGAGCUCCUGGCUGGCCCCAAAAAGUAAUGGCACCAGCGGCGACAUCGAACGCAAGCGGCAGAACAGGCGGACCUUUUCCGGCUUCUCUGCGUCUUCGCCUGUCACGACCCCGGCGAGCGGCCCAGAGACUGGCAAGGCACCGAACGGCAAAUCCCAUCAGAACCCAGCCAGCACCUUGGAACCUGCCUCUACCCCGGCGGCCGACCCCUCACAAUCGCCUGUCUCAACGCCGGCCAACAUGGUCGCUCUUUCGCAGAAGAUUGCGAGGGAGACCGAUAAACUGGAGGCGUACAUGAACGAGAACGGCCUUGCCAUGCCGUCGUUCGAUGUCGGUGCUGCAGAUGACUUUCCCAGGCUGCCAGAACAUGUCCAGAGGAGCAGACUGGAGAUCAUACAUGCCACGAAGGAGCUACGAGAUUUGGCGGUUGGCCCCCGUGAGAGUGUGAGGUGGGGUGUGUGGGAGUUUCUUGACGUCCUGGCCCUUCAGCUGAUCAACAACUAUGGAAUUGCCAAACUUGUCCCGCUCGACAAGCCCAUCACGUUGGCAGAACUACAGUCUCUGACGCCGCUGGAUCCUGUGAACCUGGCACGCGCCCUUCGUACAGCCAUGACAAACCACGUCUUCUGCGAGCCCUCUCCCGGGGUCAUCGCCCACACCGCGGCGUCUCGUCUCCUGGCCACUGACGCAGAGCUCGCCGCGUGGGUGGGCUUCAACGCCGAGGACAUCUUCCCAGCCUCGGCCCACAGCCUCCAGGCGCUGCGGCAGUUCCCCGAGGCCACAUCGCUGACCCGCAGUGGCUUCCAGUUCGCCUUCGACACCGUCGACAAAGAGCCAAUGUUCGUCACCUUUGGCAAGGACGAGAACCGGGCCAAGCGCAUGGGCCGCGCCAUGGCGAGCCUGACGGGCGGCGAGGGAUACGAGGUUCGCUUCUUUGUCGACGGCUACGACUUCUCCGAGAUCGAAGCGACUGGUGGCACCUUUGUCGACAUUGGCGGUAGCCACGGGUUCGUCUGCGUCGACCUUGCCAAGAAGUGGAAAGGCAUGAAAUUUGUGGUGCAGGACCUCCCCAAGACUGUUGCGAGUGCCCCCAAACCAGUCUGUGAGGAUGCUCAGGUAUCCGAGAGGGUUGAGUUCAUGGCACACGACUUUUUCACGACGCAGACUGUGAAAGGGGCCGACGUUUACUACUUCCGCUGGAUCAUGCACAACUACUCUACCCCCUAUGCCGUGAAGAUACUCAAAAAUCUCGUGCCGGCCCUCAAGCCGGGAGCCCGCAUCAUCAUCAACGACCACUGCCUGCGUGAGCCGGGUCAGGAGAAUCCCUGGGACGAGAAGAUCAUGCGCCGCAUGGACUUGGUCAUGCUCGCGCUGCUCAACGCCCAGGAGCGCACCGAGGCUGAGUUUAGGGAACUGUUCCGCAUGGCGGAUGAGGGAUUUGUCUUCAAAGGAGUCACGCGACCUCAAGGCUGCCGCAUGAGCAUCAUCGAGGCCGUAUGGCGGGGAAAGGACAACGCAUUCACAUCAGAUGAGGGCGAGGCCGAGAAAUCAUAA
This is a messenger RNA of Diaporthe batatas, 1569 nucleotides long. RefSeq lists its product as uncharacterized. Lineage: Eukaryota; Fungi; Ascomycota; Sordariomycetes; Diaporthales; Diaporthaceae. Bases 1 to 1569 code for a protein of 522 amino acids. Gene Ontology annotation, molecular function: O-methyltransferase activity. The transcript is spliced from 5 exons. The record is from RefSeq and is a predicted model, not a curated record.